AUGAAAGGAUACACAUCUUGUCGAAUUGUUAUUGGUACUAUAGCCACAAAGAUAAAUAUACCAAACUCUGAUAUUACACAUGAAUGGAAGGUUUAUGUUAAGGCACCAUUAAAUAUAAUUAAAAGUGUACAUUACAAAUUGCACGAAUCUUUUCCAAAUAAUUUGAUAAUUACAGAAUAUCCAUUUGAACAUAUAGAUAGAGGAUGGGGAGAGUUUACAAUACAAGUAAAAUUAAUUUUAUUUAAUGAUGAUAGACUAACUACAAGUCAUUUUCUUAAAUUAUAUGGUGAUAGCGAUCCUGUUAUUAAUGAAACAGUUGAUGAAAUUAUUUACAAAGGAAUGGGACAAGAAAUAAUACCAUCAGUAGAAGAAAAUGAGGAAUAUAAAAAAAUAGACGAAGCAAUUGAUUUUGUGUUAAAAUUAUUCGACGAAAAAGAUUAA
This is a messenger RNA of Vairimorpha ceranae, 441 nucleotides long. RefSeq names its product transcription initiation factor iif auxiliary subunit. Lineage: Eukaryota; Fungi; Microsporidia; Nosematidae. The record is from RefSeq and is a predicted model, not a curated record. Bases 1 to 441 code for a protein of 146 amino acids. Gene Ontology annotation, biological process: chromatin remodeling; regulation of transcription by RNA polymerase II. The transcript has a single exon. Gene Ontology annotation, molecular function: histone binding. Gene Ontology annotation, cellular component: NuA4 histone acetyltransferase complex.